Molecule: messenger RNA, 381 nt
Organism: Penaeus vannamei (Pacific white shrimp)
Lineage: Eukaryota; Metazoa; Arthropoda; Malacostraca; Decapoda; Penaeidae
Source: RefSeq, a predicted model, not a curated record
CUUUCAUUCUUUUACAAUCUUUUACUUAUAAUUUCCAUCUCUUCCGCUCCCUGGCUUCAAAUGAGCUCAGCGAUGGCAUUAAACUUGUCUAUGAGAAGAGGAAAUCGCAUUAAUGGCGAAAAUAUCCUGCCGGGAACGAAAUUUGGCCUGAAAUACAAGUCGGCGAAAAGACACAGUCAGAGACACGUGUCUCUCUCCUCACGUGACCCUUUGUGUGACGUCACCAACCUCUGGACACCUGCGCUGUCACACCUUUCUGACGGUGAUGAUGAUGGUGAUGGUGAUGGUGAUGGUGAUGGUGAUGGCGACUGUAGCGCGGUGGGAGAGAAUGAGAGUGUGUUGCCAAGGCGUAAUAAAUACAGGUUAGUUUUCUCUUGCUAA